AGACGGGAGGAGAGCUCGGUGUCUCCCGGUGCACUUGGCAGUCUUGUUGCGGGCUGCUGUGCUGUUGCUGUCGUGGCGUGGCUGGUCGCGCCAGGCGGGGGAACUUCACCACACUGGAGCCCGGAGUCCCACUCUCUCACCUGCGCAGUUCGGAGCUGCCAUGGGUCUCUCGCCUGGAUUUACUGUCCUGAUCAUUCUACCGGCCUUCCUGCUGCACACCAGCGGCCUUUACAUCGCCAGUAGCGUCGACUCCCUGCAGCACGUCCUGGGGGAGUAUGGACUGGCGAGGCCGAUGAGUGUGGACGCGGAGGGCCGCUUCCUGUCGCACGCCGUCUCGGCGGGCCGGGCGUCAGGAGGGCAGCCCCGUAGGCGCCAGAAGAGGGAGGUAGGAGGAGGCAAUGAAGAGUGGGAAGGACCGAGCGGGGUCCAGAGGCUCUACUACAACGUCACCGUCUUCGGCCGGGAGCUCCACCUGCGCCUGCGCCACAACGCCGGGCUGGUGGCCCCCGGAGCCAAGAUCGAGUGGCGUGACGACGACGAUAGCACCCGGCACUUUGAGAGGCUGCAGGACGACUGCUUGUACGUGGGGGACAUCAGCGACACGCCGGGGGCCACCGUGGCCCUCAGCAACUGUGACGGCCUGGCGGGCAUGAUCAGGACGGAGCAAGAGGAGUUCUUUAUCGAGCCGGUGGAAAGAGGCGCCGGGGCGAUCGAGGAGGAGGAGGGGGCAGCGGGAGGAAGGUCGCACAUCGUCUACCGCUCCUCGGCCAUAAAGAAGGCGCCCGUCGACAGCACGGCGGGAGACUCCCACUCCAGAGGUCAGUCCCCGGUUCCCACUGGGUGCACCCAAACCUGCACCAACACUCCCUCGGCGAGAAGCGUACGCCGCUUCGCCAUCCCUCACACCGCCGGGUUACGUAACCGAGGCGUUGUUGUAUUGCAAAAAGCCAGCCAGUCGCAGCAGGAUCACUCUGCUGUCAGGGAGAAAAUAUAUAUUUCACCUGCUCUGCACAAACACAUCCACCCAUCACUGCCCUAAUUAUCCAGAGAAAAGCGAGUGACAUAUGGAGAUGUGGCACCACGUCUUAUUGUUCCAGGCAUGGCGCCUUCUGUGUCUUUAUUUUGAAAUGCUACACUGCAUUAGAUGCAUCAACAAUUAACCUGCUGCGCGUCUGUUCGCUUUAGGAGACCAAACAUGUUGUUUACUACCCUGAAAGGUGGAGAUCAGGGAUGUCAAACUGGUUUUCAUUAGGGGCCACGUGGCAGAGGGCCGCUUGUAACAGCCAAUAAUGUAUGAAUUUGCCUCUGGAUUUCAUUAUUAAUUAUACCUGUAUAUCCAUCCAUCCAUCCAUUUUUUACCGCUUGUCCCUUUCGGGGUGGCGCGGUACACCCUGGACAAGUCGCCACCUCAUCGCACACUGCAAAAAGUCAGUGUUAAAAAAUAAAUAAAUAAAUAAAAAAUAAAAAAAAUAAAAAAUUGGGGGUAUUUUAUUUGAACUAAGCAAAAUUAUCUGCCAAUAGAACAAGAAAAUGUGGCUUGUCAAGACUUUCCAAAACAAGUCAAAUUAGCUAACUUCAAUGAACCCAAAAAUACCUUAAAAUAAGUAUAUGCUCCCUAAUAACAAGUGCACUUUUCUUGGUAAAAAAAAAAAAAAAUGAGGCCUUUUUGCUCAAUAUUUUGAAAAAUAUUCUUAAAUGAAGUAAAUGCUAGUGCCAUUAUCUUGACAUAAUGAUAUGUGCUCGUCAUCAUGAUUUUUAUUUUUUCAUGCUUGAAAUAAGAAAUGAUUACUUUAAAAAAGUCGUUUUAUACUUGUGAGUGUUGAUGACACAGCUUUGCAACAGUUGAUAUUCUAGUUUCAAGCAUGUUUUACUCAAAAUAGGCCAUCAAAUCUCAGCAACAAGCUGUAAUAUCUUACUGAGAUCAUUUAGGACCACUUAAAACAAGUAAAACACUCUAACAUAAAAUCUGCUUAGUGAGAAGAAUGAUCUUAUCAGACAGAAAAUAAGCAAAUAUCACCCUUAUUUGAGAUAUUUCAUCUUACUUAGAUUUCAGUUUUUGCAGUGUAUCUCAGCUGCAUUCGGGCGGUAGGCGCGGUACACCCUGGACAGGUCGCCACCUCAUCGCACACUUCAAAAAGUCUGUGUUCAAAAACAAGAAGAAAAAAAAUACAAAAAUGAGGGGUAUUUUAUUUGAACUAAGCAAAAUUAUCUGCCAAUAGAACAAGAAAAUUUGGCUUGUCAAGACUUUCCAAAACAAGUCAAAUUAGCUAACCUCAAUGAACCCAAAAAUACCUCAAAGGCCUACUGAAAGCCACUACUAGCGACCACGCAGUCUGAUAGUUUAUAUAUCAAUGAUGAAAUCUUAACAUUGCAACACAUGCCAAUACGGCCGGGUUAACU
Entelurus aequoreus (snake pipefish) is the source of this 2400-nucleotide messenger RNA. RefSeq names its product ADAM metallopeptidase with thrombospondin type 1 motif, 2b (gene adamts2b). Lineage: Eukaryota; Metazoa; Chordata; Actinopteri; Syngnathiformes; Syngnathidae. The transcript is spliced from 3 exons. The record is from RefSeq and is a predicted model, not a curated record. The coding region runs from base 161 to 1039 and encodes 292 amino acids.